This is a messenger RNA of Lactuca saligna, 1314 nucleotides long. The record is from the annotation of a GenBank genome assembly. NCBI's taxonomy places the organism in Eukaryota, Viridiplantae, Streptophyta, Magnoliopsida, Asterales, Asteraceae.
AUGGUGCUAUCAAUAUGGUGUUUUCGAGAAAAAUUUGUAACCGUGGAGGACUUAGGAAAAACAUACGAAGGUUAUGAGAACUAUUUCACGUUGAAGAUACACUACAGUGGUGUCUUCACCAAAGCACCUGGAAGGAAAUACGUUGAUGGUGUUGUAGCAUAUGUAGAUUAUGUUGACACUGAUUUAUUUUCAGUUCAUGAUCUUGACGACAUGGUUCGAGAACUAGGGUCACAAGGUAAAGAAAGUCAUGUCAUUCAAAAGGAAGUGGUGAAUCAUGAAAUUGAAACUCAAGAAGAAGUGAUCACUAGUGCAGUUGAAACUGAAGAACAAUUGGGAACUUACCAUGUACAGGAACCAAGCUGCCAAGCUGAUAAUGGAGCUAAUACUACAACAGUUGAUGACUAUGAACCAUUUGUAGAGGAUUACUCACUUUAUGCUGAUUAUGAUGCUGAGUUUAAUGUUCAAACUUCAUUUGAAAAACAACCAGAAGUGGAUUAUCUAGAGGGUAUGGUGAGUGAUGAUAGUGGAGAUGCUUUCUACUCUGAGAGUGGCCAUGGUUCUGAGGAUAGUGGAGAUGAUUCUGAUGACAGUGAAUACAAUGUGGAUGAGUCUAACAUACAAUUUGAUGUAGAUGUAGACAUGAGUGAAUUCCAUAAUGCUGUUGAUGUAGAUGAACAUGGAAUCUUGAACAAUCAUUCAAAAGAUGAUGGGAUUGGAGUGGUUGACUUUGAUAAUGAGUUGGAAGUUAUUGCCACUGAUGAUUAUCAAUUUGCAGGAUUUCAUGAAGAUGAUAGGAAGAGACUGCUAAAAGAGUUGAGUAAGUCAAGUACAUGCUCACAUGGAGAGGUUCAUGUUAAACCAUUUCAGAUUGGUCAGGUCUUCAAAACCAAGGUUGAUGUUAAAAACUACAUGAACUCACAUGCUGUAGCAACAAGGAGGUCUUUAUACCUAGCCAAAAAUGACAAAAUCCGGAUUAGGGUGAAAUGUAAAGGUGUUGUAAGUAAGCCUUCUACAGGAGUUGAUAGUGGUGGGCCCUCAACCAGAAGUAGGGCAAAGUGCAAGGGUAAAGAUGUAAUUGCCAAUAAAGAUAGACAAAAGGGAAUAAUACCAGCAAUGGAGAAAGUAUUCCCUAGUGCAGAACACAGAGCAAUGGAUGAGUUGAAGAAGAUCAAUGCAGAGGCUCAUGCUUGGGUGUCUAAGAUCCCAGCAAACACUUGGGCUAAAUCUCACUUUAGUGGAAGGGCACAUACUGAUUGUUUGUUGAAUAACCUUUGUGAGGUAUUCAAUUCAAAGCUAGAUGAAGGAAAUAGAUAA